AUGGCUGCCUAGUUGUCACAACAGUAGCAGGGAAUAUGUGAAGUCGACAAUUUAAUAAUUACGAAAUGGCAGUAACUGAUUCUUGUCCAGCUUUUUCAGCGUUUGAAAAACAGUUGAAGACAUUGUGUUUGAAAGAAUUUCCCUGUGGAUUAGGCUCAUGGAGAAGGUCUCAACAUAAGACCAACUCAUUGCCGAGGAAGAAAACAUUGUCCAAAAGAGGCUUUAAUCCAGCAUAUGUUUCCUCUGAUAAAGUUGAUUCACAGUUUGCCACAACAUUGAAAGAUUAUGGCACCAAUUAUGAGAAGAUGGAGACUCUACAGGAAUAUGUUGGAUCCAGGUUCUCCCCAUGGCACCUGGACUACAGCUGGUCACAGGAAGCACGUGAACUUCGUGAAAUUGCUGUGAAAUCUCCCUGGCUGAUAGAUGAUAACUUCGUCCUCAACUACUUCAAGACACUUCGAAUUGUGGACAAAAAUGUCACAGAGGUUGAUGAAGAUUUAUUAAUGUUCAAGAAUCUGGAAGAGUUAACUUUAAGUGCAAAUCAUAUCAAGAACAUCAGUUCCAAGAACCUCCCAGAGUCGCUGAAGGUGUUGGAGCUGUGUGCCAAUGAAAUCAGUGACAUAUCUGCACUGUGCAUCGACCCUCCUCUCCUGAAUCACCUGGGACUGGGACACAACAACAUAGCCUUUACAGGGGACUACAUCACUGGAGAUUACUGGCCAUGUCUUCUAUCACUGGACCUCAGCCACAAUAACCUCAGUGACCUGCUGGAUGUUGUUCGGAAACUGAGCACUCUACCCAAGCUCCGCAAUCUGAUCUUACUCGGCAAUCCACUGUCGUUGAUACCCGGUUACCGUGGUUACACAAUCGACUCGCUAAGGAAGUUAAGCAUCCUGGAUGAUGUCAGGAUAUCAGCAGAUGAGAAGCAUCAUUUCAAGGGCUUGGCGAGACGGAGAGAGUAUGUACUAGAUGAAGCUAAGCUGACCAUAGAAGUGUCCCAGAUGACCGGUGUACCUGUACCAGAAGAACUUAAGAACCCAGAGGAGCAGCCCGAGUUCCCUAUCGUAGAGAGAACGUACUAUGUGGAAUUCAUGUUCUUGGAGGAUUCUGGCACCAAGGCGGAGGUGUUGCAUGUCCCAGACGAUGUCACGGAGAUGCCCCUCCUGCCAGGGACGGAGGGACGGCAGCUGGGAGCCUCCCCUGACUUGUCUGACCUUGGUGUUGGGUCACAAGGUGAAAGGUCAAACAGCCAGCAGGAAAAGAGUGUCUGCUUCACCAGUAAACCGGACCUUGAGACAGUGCAAGAAUUGGCAGAGGUCCCUUUGUCUGUACUUGGGGGAGAAUCCUUGGCGGAUGACUUCAUUGAGGACGACACGGCACGGAUCGAGCCAGUCCAGCGCCAGAUGAAACUCGGUCCACUGAGAACAGGAGGUCUGCCUUGGGCUGAGGAGAUGGAGGUGAACUGGUCAAGCACUCAGGUCAGGGAUGACCUGCACAAUCUGAGGGACUUCUUCAGCAAGGGCAUGGACUUCUCGGUGGUGGAGCAAGUGGUUCUGUGCUAUCCUCUGGAGGAAGAGGAAGGGGACAGGGCCAGUGUGGCCGGGUCAGUUAAGAAGGGCAAAGACGACAAGAAUGCCAAGGCAGAUAAAAAGGGCAAGCCUGAGCCCAAGAAAGAGGAUAAAAAGAAGAAAAAGAAAGAGCCUGAGGUUGAGCUGAGGCGGACAGAACCUCAGCUGACCACUCUAGCUACGUUCCAUGUCCAGCUGGACGACUUCCUGGAGGGGGACUUCGAGGUGAUGUCAGUGUUCUCCCACGGGGGCGUGGAGACGGCAGCGUCAACAGUCUGCACCGAGUCACCUGAACUUGGUAGAAAGGAGAGUAAGAAGGACAAGGAUCUGAAGGACAAGAAGGCUACAAAAUCGUCCUCAGCUAUCAAGAAAGACAAAGGGAAAGAUGCAGGGAAAGCAGGGGGCAAGGUCAAAGAUGCUGAUAAGAAAGAUGGUGGCAAGAAGGGCAAGGUCACAGCACCCACACCAACAGCAGAGGAGGGAGAGGAUGUGCCCCCUCCUCCCCUAGAGGUGCAUGUGUCUGUGAAGCUGCAUCACUGGAAGACGGCUAUGGACUCACUGAAGGAAGAGGAGGAUCAGAGAGACAAGGAACAGGACUAGACCAACAUGGCCGACACAUCCAGGCACAUUUUGUACAACUUCACCUUGUCCAUUUUCUUUUGUAACUGAAGAUGGGGAAAGUAUGGCCAUUAUUUUUUGACAAAUUAAAGAUUUAUUUGCCAUGUCCUUUUGUAAAACCCACUUUGAGUUUGAAAGCUUCGGGACACUUUGUAACAAGUGAUAAUGUUUAAUGCAAAAGAUGUCUUAAAGCGUGUCUUUGUGUAUGAUAAUUGUAUAAAUAUUAAUAUGUACAGAGUUUAUCAAUGCGCUACCUAUGACUGUCAGCAUCCUGUUUCAUGAAGAUGAUGAAAUAUGUCAGAUAAUAUUCACUUAGCAUAUUAUGAUAAUCACUUUUGUGUACAGUGGAAAGAUAAACAAAUCUCUAUUCAAAUGAAAGUGGUAUAUUUUUACAGAUACCUGUAACAUAAUAUUAUUUUGAGAAAGUGUCUUGUAAAUAUCUGUGUACAUAAAGUUGAUCAUGUAUAGAUCUUCACAUGCAUGUGAAAAUGCUGUGGUAGUGAAUGUUAUGAACUGAACAAUACAUCAUGUAUAUUUGACAAAGUGACGAACCUGUGAUAACAAUGUCAACAGUAAUCUGAAAUAUGUUCAGAAGACAUUGGUCAGUUGUGUCAUAUUAUUUUGUAUGUAUUUAUGGAAAUAUUUUAGGACAAGUAUCUGUUAAAUUCAGUAACUUUCUUUCUAUACAGAUGGCAACCAACAGUUUUUCCACAGGGAUUAUCAGUUGGUUCUUGUUUGGAAAGUAUGAAAUGUUGUCAUGAGCUUUGGGAAGUUUUUGUUAAGAUUAGGUGGAUUAGCUUAAAUCAUCUCAUUGUUAAUACCAUUAUGACCAAUUUGAAAACAAAAAAUGCUUUAAAAAGUAAAUGCCAAAAUAUCAAAACUGUUUUCCUGUGUUUAUUGUAAGUAAUGUCUUUUGAAUGUGUACACUUACAGAAAGACUUUAUGACAACUAAGGUGUGAUGUCUUGAUUUGAUGAAUAUGAAGAUAUUACGAAUAAAACAUGCAAUAACCUAU
This is a messenger RNA of Haliotis rubra (blacklip abalone), 3200 nucleotides long. Its product is annotated as leucine-rich repeat-containing protein 43-like. NCBI's taxonomy places the organism in Eukaryota, Metazoa, Mollusca, Gastropoda, Lepetellida, Haliotidae. Gene Ontology annotation, molecular function: protein binding. Bases 66 to 2168 code for a protein of 700 amino acids. The record is from RefSeq and is a predicted model, not a curated record. The transcript has 15 exons.